ACAACCCCUCCCCAACACCCCAGGCUGUCCUUCCCCCUUCCUGGCUCAGUUGGGUUUUCUCCUUCUGUUUUUACUUUCACUUAUGAUUCAGUGCCUCGGUGACGCCAGUCAGCGUCUCUCCUUCACUGCUCGUUUCCCCCUCCCCGCCCCCAAAUCGCAGACUUCGGGAGUCGGGAAUCAGCCCACAGCUACUGGGAUCAGUAGCGGAAGAUCAAAAUUUGGGAUGAAAAGCGAAGGACUUCAAUAGCCAAGGCUUUGGCGGCAUGCAAGCAGGAAGCGGAGGAGGAGGAGGGAGGAUCUCUGGCUUGAAACAGAUGACUGAUUUCAAGAUGUCCCUGUGGAGCCUUGUCUCCGAAAUGCCUCCAGAGCAGUUCAGUGGCCUCUUUGAAGAAUUUCCUCGUAGCCUGCGAUGCCUUCUGGGGGAUUGGUUAGAAAACCAGCCUUGGGAAUUCAUCAACAGCUCAGACUCCUUCUGUGCUAUUUUCAGUGACAGGCUGCUGUCUGCCAUGGUGGAGAAGCUACAAGACCUGGCCAAGAAAAACUGCCAGGCUGGCCCGAUUCUUCAGCUCAUUGCCAGCAUUGAGAAUAGCUAUCGGAGAGAGCCACUGCAGUUGGUGGGGAUUAUAAAAAGAAUCUUAGCAGGAGAACAAGCAGCAGUUCAACAGUUUCAGCAUGUCCCCCUCUUCAUCCAACGCCAACGGGAAGAGCUGAUGUUUGCAUUCAAUCUGCAGAAGCUGCAAUACAGAGUCCAGGAGAUCCAGGCACUCCAGGAGAGCUUGAAUCAGAUGAAUGGCAGCACAAGAGUUUCUUUGCAGCUGAACCCACAAUUUCCAGCACAAGAGGACUUGCAAGCAAGUUCACUCCACAACCUUCAAAAUCUAUUCCUGAAAGCAACCAGUGAGCUAGAAGGGGCCAAGAAACUGGUGCUGAUGAGAUGUCUGAUCUGGAAGAGGCAGCAACAGCUGGCUGGGAAUGGGACUCGCUUUGAUGAGGACUUGGCUCCACUCCAGAAAAGAUUUGAAAGCCUGGUGGACAUUGGCUUCCAGCUCCGCCUGCAGUUGGUAGCCUCUGGAAUUCAGCUGAGCUCUGAGCUUCAGGAACGUCUGGAUAACGUAUCCAGUGCCCUCAUCAAAAACUCAUUCCUGGUGGACAAACAGCCCCUGCAAGUUCUGAAGACCCAAACCAAAUUUCAGGCCAGCACCCGUUUCCUGCUGGGGCCUCAAUUGCUGAAGUCUCCACAAGCCUUCACGGUCACGGCUGACAUUGUGACGGAGAAACAGGCCCGGGAAUUGGCUACCAGCCAUCCUGAGGUUAUUCUCAGUGAAAACACAGGAGAAAUUGUGAACAGCACAGCACCUUUGGAGACAAAUGCAACAAGCAAUGCCUGCUGUGCUCUCUUUAAGAAUAUGCUCCUAAAAAAGAUCAAGCGCUGCGAUCGCAAGAGCACUGAAUCUGUGACUGAAGAGAAAUGCGCUAUCCUCUUCAGUGCCAGUGUUAACCUUGGCCCCAACAAAACCACCUUCCACCUGCAGGCCCUGUCGCUUCCUGUUGUGGUGAUCGUCCAUGGCAACCAGGAGAACAAUGCCAAAGCCACCAUCUUAUGGGACAAUGCUUUUGCUGUUGCUAAUCGCAUCCCUUUCAUGGUGGCUGAGCGUGUCAGCUGGGAAUCCAUGUGUGAGACUCUCAACCAGAAGUUCAUGGCUGAGGUGGAGACAAAGCAAGGGCUGCUCAAGGAGCACUACUACUUCUUGGCGCAGAAGAUUUUUGGUGACAGUAACACUGGUCCUGAGGAUUUCCAGACACGCCAAGUGUCGUGGUCCCAGUUCAAUAAGGAGAUUCUUCCAGGCCGAGGAUUCACAUUCUGGCAGUGGUUUGACGGAAUCCUUUACCUCACCAAGAAGCACCUGAAGGAUUACUGGUCUGACCAACUCAUCAUGGGCUUUGUCAGCAAGCAGUAUGUUUUCAAUUGCCUGAGCAAUGCGCCAGCCGGCACUUUCCUGCUGCGCUUCAGUGACUCUGAGAUUGGUGGCAUCAGCAUUGCCUACGUCACCUACUUGCAGGAUGGUUCCACUCAGGUGGAGAACAUCCAGCCGUUCACAACGAAGCAACUGUCCAUCUGUAGCCUGGCUGACUGUGUUCUGGAUCUGCCGCCGCUUGAGAUGCUGUAUCCUGAGAGGCCUAAACGUGAGGCUUUCAGGAGAGUAGACAUGCCAAAGAAGUUUAAAGAGUAUCAACCAGCCAAGAUUACGAUGACGAUACCUUGUUCAUUCCCUGGUUCAUCGAUUCAGACCCCAGUCGGGUCCAUGAGCAAUCUUAACAUAAAUCCUGGAAUCCCUUCUGGUCCUCCUUAUCAUGACCCUCAGCCGAUGAUUCCACCAUCUAUGGGCAUGUCUCCCUCCAUCAGCACAACAUAUGGAAGUCCACAUUUGCUGCCUGAAUCAAUGAACUACCCAUACCCCAUGGGAAAUGCUUCACCCCUUGGCUCAAUGGAUAUAUACCUCGGGUCUCAUGAUGUGGAUAUGCCAGAGGUCUCAUGUAAUGAGGACUCCAUAACCUCUGCAGGGGAUCUUCCGUACCCUGUCCUGCCAAACCUGAUAACGGUGCCUGAGACAAUUUCCCCACCCUCCGAUGAAGAGCUGGUUCAACUGCUAUAUCCUGAGCAAGAGAUGAAUCGCUAUUGUCAGAAUCUGGGAUGACCAACAUCAGCUCAUAACCUUCACAUCUAAUGCUUUGGAGGGACUUUUAUGGAAUGCACAGCAAUCAAGAGUGGGCAUAAUGCCAGAGCAGUGGCGGUCGAUGCUCCCCACCCCCCAAAAUCCUUAUGGGGCAUAAGAAGCUCCCCCCCUGGCUCCAGACACAUGCCCUUCUCCCCCUAUCUCUUUAAUCUCCCUCCUCUCUUUAAUCAAGGAAUCCUUGGAUUUUGUGCUGGGUCUGAUCUGUGAAUUGAUAUGCCCUGCGAAAAUUUCCCAGUUUUGCCUAGCCAGAGGAGUAAUAGAGGAAGGUGCCUUAUCCCGAGUUAAGACCAUUGGUCCAUCUAGCUCAGUAUUUUCUACACUGGCUGGCUGUGGCUGUUUGGGUUUCAGACGAGGGGCUUUCCUGGUCCCACCUCGAGAUGCUAGGGACUGAGCUUAGAACUUUUUGCAUCCAAAGCAGGUGUUCCACCAUUGAGCUAUGAUUGCACCAGUGCAUCAGCACCGCUAUUUUGGAGCAGGACCAAGGCUCACAUUUACUUGCUGCUCAGCUCUAUCUUUUUCAGAGGAGGCAAUAUGGCCCUGGGUGCUUUACUGCUUGCCUGUGCUAUUUACUGAACUGUUGGGAGUGGAUGGGUUUGCCUUCUGGAUUUUUAUCCCCACUUGCAGCCCAGACAGAGGGAAGAGGGUAUUUUUCUCAGGAUCUACAGACUUGAAUGCUGCCUUCUUCAAUUAGUUUAGGGAGAUGCUUGGAUGGACUGCUGGUCAUUUCCUAUAUCUACUUUGGACUGCCGGGCACGUGGAAUUACUCCAAACUGGCACUACUGUCUUGCUUUUAGCUUCUGCUAUGGAAGGAGAAGACUCCUAGAGCUUUGAAAACCCACAAAUUGCAGUUGUCCCCAUCAAACCUUUUACUUCUGCCCAAUUGGAUGGAGCCCAUAUCCACCAUCAAACACACGUCCCAGAACUAUCUAAUUCCAAAGCAGUGUUGGCAUGAAUUUUGGGCUGUGAUACCUAGAUGGGAAAACUCUCUGCUGUUCCUCAUUCCUGAGAAAGUGUGGGAUUCAUUCUUUACCUUCACCACCAGGUAUCAAAAUCUCCUACCCCACCUUUCCUGUUAGUUUCCCUGUUACCCAGGCUUCAACCCCCAUCUGCCAAUGGCUCCUUAAUCCCACCUCACAACCUGUAAAGAGGCACAAAUAUAGAUGUUAAACUAAGCCAUAAAAUAAAGACUUUAUUCCAAAAUAACAAAAUAAAUAAUCUACUGUACACAUUACAAAGGAAAGGGUCCUAAUUUUCUCUAUAAAGACACCAAGGCUCUAUGGGAGAAGAUUGGGGGAGGGGGCAGAACCAAUAGCAGGUGGGCAUUGAUGUUUGCCUCAACAGGACAAUCUGUAUUUUGCCUCUGUGUGUUCUAACAGUACUUUACUCUGGAGAAAUUGGCUCUUGGACUGCUCCCCAGGACACAUUGCUGAAGAGUUGCUGCUCCUCCAUUUUUCUCUCCAUCCUGACAAGCAGUGGUUAUGCCAGGUUAUCGGGCACCUGUGGCCCUCCAGAUGUUGCUGGACUUCAAUUCCCAUCAGCAUAUCCAGUGGCCAGUGAUGGUAGGAAUGGUAGGCCAGCAACGUUUGGAGAGCAACAGGGUCCCCACUUUCUGGGUUAUGCCAUAUUCCCUUGCUCUACAAAAUGUAAUGUUGCCUUUCCCCAAGGUACUCCAGGGGAAUAUCAUCUGAUGUAUUGUGGUUUUGAUAUCAGCUGCCUUGGGAGGUGGGUUGUCCUGAAAAGCAGUGUAAUUAAGCCAAAAAAAGCCCAAUUUCCUCCUCUGCUCCAGAACCUUAGGUCUCCUUCCCUCACCCUUUUCUUGGUUACAGCACCUGCUCUACUCUUCAUUCACUUGAGAAGGGGCUGUAAUCAAGAAAUCUCCUGAAGGAGGAAAUGCUUCCCCUACACACCACAUGCAGGAUAGACGCUGCAGAACCAUUGUUUUCAUUCUGUUUGUGCUGUUCCUGGCCUUCUUAAAGGGCACUGUAGCCAGGAAGUGGUUACGCUCUAGAAAUGUCUGUACUGUGUCCCACUCAAAGAUCCCAAGACGCUCAGUGGUAAGGUACAACUGGAACUUCCAGCAAGUAACUGAAAAUUAAACCACUGUCUAUCGAACUGAGAACCUUAAACUAAAAGGUGGGAAUUCCACCAGUGAAUUAUCAAUGCAUACACCUGGGCUUUCUGUCUGUGCCUGUUUAUGGCUACCUUUUGCUAUCAUCAUCAUCAUGAUUUCUUACCCACCCUUUGCCAUAAGGUCCCAGGGCGGAUUAUAGCAGUAUAAAAAUGCAAUUGCACACCCGUUUCUUGUCUGCAUGCGACUGCUCCAAGUUGGAAGAACCACACAGCAACACAGGGGCAUUCAAAUCAUCAUGUGCCCUUGGUGUACAUGGCUGGAGAGGCAGUACUGUUUCUGAAUCAGCCUGUACUGCACUACACUAUGCAGCAGGGCCCCGCUUUCCGGUGUUCCGCUGAUGCGGUGGCUUUCAAUUAGAGAAAAGUCCCCGUUUUAAAGAAGAUUUUGCGCUUUUGCAGCAUUUUUGCACGACACAACCCAUUAUAGUCAAUGGGUUCUGCUUUACGGCGAUUUCCACUUUACGGCGGGGGCCUGGUCCCUAAACCGCCGUAUAAGCGGGCCCCUGCUGUAUCUUGGUGUUGAGGAUACUUGAUUUCUCUCUCGGCUAUGGACUCCUCUUCCUGCUGCAUUAGAAUAGCAGGGACGAGAAGUAUGAGAUUAUCCUCCCCCCCCCAACAGCAUGAGCUGGAUUGUCUCAGGAAAGGGAAGAGGGGUGAGAGAAAGAAGCUGCUAUAGUGAAGGAGUGAGGAUGGUGUUCCUUCUGGAUUUAACAAAGAGAAGAUCCACUUGUCUUUCCUCUCCCUUCUUGGGGCAUCUGCAGAUCACAUAAAGAUGGAGUGAAGGCAACAUGUCUUUUUUAAGUCAGUUCUCAUUCCUGCAUCUAUAGAAUGUUGAUAGAAUUAGGGGGGGAAUAAUCUGCUGGUGGAAUGGGGGACGGAAGCAUACGUGUCGCCAGCAUGCCCAACCAACUAAUGGCAGUCAUUAAAUAAAUUCAUUUUGAUUAACUGAUCGAAUUCCCUUGGGCAGCCAUGUAAGCAAAGGGCCUCCCGGGAUUCCCAGAUGGGUGAGACUGAGCAGUGAUCAGUACCACUGGUGACUAUAAACGCUCACAGAAGGUCAAGACCAAGGGAGGGAAUAACGUUGGAGCUGCUUUCAGCUUUGUAUAGGAGAUCUACCAUAGAGAGCGACAGAUCUGAUGCACAGAUGAUGAAAGGAAUGUGUAUCGUUGGGGGGUAUUUUUGCAUGUGUAGGGGGGGUGCGUGGAGAGAAUGUGUUGUAUGUACACAUAUGGGAGGCGUUUGUGAGUCACUGCAUGAUUGUGGGUGUGGGGAGCAUUUGGAAAGAAGAUCUAUGUUUGUGGCUGAGAAACUAACAGCCUUUCUGGUCAGGGUAUAAAGUGUACUGAUGUGAUUUUUUUUUUAUGGCUAUGUACCCCCCGAGUUCCAGGCUCCACGUGAGGGGAAAGGCUGUGAGGUGAAUCUGACCUUCCAGUAGCCCCCCACAGGGCAAAGCCAGCCACAGAUUGGGUCUCCCUGAGCUCAUGGCUAUCACCUGCAGCCAGGAUGCCCUCCUCUUGCAGAGUUAGUAGGGUGACAGGCUUCUUACAGGAUGCACUUUCCUCAUCCAUAUGUUCCCACUUUGUGAUUGCAAGGCGGAAGGGAGGAAGGCAGUUUCUCCAUUUUGUGAAGAGAACUGGGAAUGAGUAAUAAAGAUGUGUUGUGCUAA
Molecule: messenger RNA, 6531 nt
Organism: Rhineura floridana
Lineage: Eukaryota; Metazoa; Chordata; Lepidosauria; Squamata; Rhineuridae
Gene: STAT6
Product: signal transducer and activator of transcription 6
Exons: 21
Coding region: 264-2696 (810 amino acids)
Biological process (GO): defense response; regulation of cell population proliferation; growth hormone receptor signaling pathway via JAK-STAT
Molecular function (GO): DNA-binding transcription factor activity, RNA polymerase II-specific; RNA polymerase II cis-regulatory region sequence-specific DNA binding
Source: RefSeq, a predicted model, not a curated record